Molecule: messenger RNA, 1257 nt
Organism: Didymosphaeria variabile
Lineage: Eukaryota; Fungi; Ascomycota; Dothideomycetes; Pleosporales; Didymosphaeriaceae
Exons: 2
Coding region: 1-1257 (418 amino acids)
Source: RefSeq, a predicted model, not a curated record
AUGGCAACUUCGCCAGCGACAACACUACUUGGUGUUACAGCGUUCCUUUUCUUGGUGAUCCUCACUCUGUUCGGCGGACGCGUAUACGAGAGAGCCAAGCAAAGACGGUUUCGAUGGGAUGACUAUAGCAUCACGCUGGCUACUCUUCUCGCACUUAUCGAAUGGUCUCUUGUCAUCGCUGCCACUACGUAUGGUCUCGGCCACGACGUAAUUUCUUCUUCACGAUACCUCAAAAUUCACGCCCACCAUCUUCUUUUCGCUUCGGACCUCUUCUGGAUACCCACUACUGCAUUAAUCAGGAUCGGCAUUGCAUUCACAGUCCUCCACUUUAAGCAAGGCCGCCCAUGGCGGAUCACGCUAUCCCUUCUCAUCGCCGCACAAGUCCUUUUCUGCAUCAUCAGUCUCGUGUUCAUGGUUGUGCAGUGCAUACCACUGGAGUACAAUUGGAAUGAAGCCAUACAUCGGGAUUCUGUUUGCACGGCUAGCAACACGGUUCUAUCAAGCGAAUAUGUACAAGCGGGUGUCGGCACUGCCACAGAUCUCGUCCUGGCGUUGACGCCGUUAUCGUUCGCGCAGGCAGGACUUGUCCCGACUCGCGAGGGGAUCCUCGCCAUACUUGUCAUAACGCUCGGCCUCUUUGCAACCGCAUGCAGUAUUCUAAGGAUCACGCUGCUCAAAGCGUACGCGGCCUCAAACGACGUACGACGAGACGCCAUGCAUAUCACCCUCUGGUCUCUCCUCGAAGUCCAAGCCACCCUUAUAGCAGCAAACAUCGCCUCCUUCAAGUCCGUCCCACCGCCACCUCAACCUCCAUCACACCACUACUCUUCCGUGCGAAGGCGCCGUCGAAACCCGAGAUCCCGCCGCACUUCAUCCCUCACGCACACUGACUCUUUCCAGCUUCCUUCGCUGCACCUAUCGCUCACAAACUCGCACAAGCACAGUCUUGGCCUCGAUACGAACGUGUCGUCCUUGACGGGGUCAUCGACGCUCAAGCGAUCGCGCAGUGAGGAGAUUAUCUGGCCGAGGGAAUUCAAGGGAGAGGGGAGCGAUGAGGAUGGACACGAUAGCCCGUGGCAGGAGAUCAUGGCGGCGGGAGGGAUAUUGAUGACUACGGAGCUGGACGUGAGGAGUGAGGUGUUGAGUCGGGUGGGAAGCAGCGAGAGAGAUAGGGCGAGUAGAGAACAUGCAAGGAGGGAAGAGUGGGCGAUAGCGGAAGAUAGUGAGGGCAUUAAAGGGGAUUGGAGUGCGGUGUGA